Ostrinia nubilalis (European corn borer) is the source of this 3560-nucleotide messenger RNA. Its product is annotated as fatty-acid amide hydrolase 2-A. The transcript has 11 exons. Bases 193 to 1758 code for a protein of 521 amino acids. The record is from RefSeq and is a predicted model, not a curated record. Gene Ontology annotation, cellular component: endomembrane system. Lineage: Eukaryota; Metazoa; Arthropoda; Insecta; Lepidoptera; Crambidae.
UCGGCCCGCGGACGUCGAGCGAGCGAGUGGUUUCGACUGCGUGUUACCAACUUGCUGUUUACAAUACAUUCGGAGUUUUUGUUUUUAUUGUUUUCGACUGCGUGUUACUAAAUAGUUUACUUGAUAUACUUUCGGACUUUUGUGUGGUUAUUGGAGCUUCAUUUGUUUUGGUGGACGUAAUAAAUAGUAGCCAUGGAGGUGGGAGUCCGGCUGCUGGGCAUAGUGCUGCGACUGCUAAACUUUCUGCUGGCACCGCUCUUCUGGUUUCGUACUCGCAACCGCCGCGCUGUGCCGCGCCCACCGCACCCGCUGCUCUUGCGGAGCGCGAAAGAGCAUGCCACCGCUAUACGAUCGGGGGAGAUAACCAGCGAAGAACUGGUCAUCGCCUACAUAAACCGAGUCCAAGAAGUGAACCCGCUCCUAAACGCUGUGGUGGAAGAACGCUACAGGGCAGCUUUGGAAGAUGCGAAAGAGGUGGACCGGUGCUUGAAUGAGGCGAUCAGGACUGGCACCUUGGAAGAGCUGGUCGCAGCGAAGCCUUUGCUUGGAGUUCCUUUCACGGUGAAGGAAAGCUGCUCGCUUGCUGGUCUUUCCAACGCAGUAGGCUGCCUAGAAUACGCCGGCCGCAAGGCGACAGAAGAUGGCGGCGCAGUCCGUUUGGUUAAAGAGGCUGGUGGAAUUCCGCUCUUGGUGUCCAACACGCCGGAACUAUGCCUGGGCUGGGAGACCAACAACCUUCUGAAGGGGACCACCAACAACCCUUACUGCUUGAGCAGGACGCCUGGUGGCUCUUCGGGCGGAGAGGGUGCGCUGCUGGCGUGCGGCGCUUCAGCGGUAUCAGUGGCAUCCGACAUCGCGGGCUCAAUCCGCGUACCAGCCGCUUUCUGCGGCGUCUUCGGACACAAGCCCACGCCUGGCAUAAUCCCGAUCGAUGGGCAUAUCCCAACGCUCAGCGAUCCGAAGUUCCCAAACUUCCUGACGGUGGGCCCCAUGGCGCGGCGCGCGGAAGACCUGCCUCUACUUAUGAACAUCAUGGCGGGAGACAACCGGCAUAUGCUCAACUUGGACGAGCCUGUCGACCUUAGCACCUUGCAGGUAUACUACAUGACCGAGGCGGCGAAAUCCCUGGCUCUGUUGAACGUGGACAAGUGCAUCAAGGACAAGAUCAAACGGGCUGUCAAGUACUUAAGGACGGAGUGCGGAUCCAAAAUAUGCAAGGAAAAAUUUAAGGACUUAGAAGACUCUGUAGAAAUGUCAGUUUCAGUGUUCUUCUCGAUGAAAGACAUUCCCAACAUGCUGCAGGAUCCCAACGACCCUAAACUCAACAAAAGCCUGUUCGUGGAACUAGUGAAGACAAUGUUCGGCGGUGCCGCGCGAUCGCUGCAGGGACUCGGCUUUACCGUCAUAGCGCGGAAUAAUCUCUUCAUCCCUGCGGCAAGGCGGGAGCAUUAUGAAGAGAAGGCGGCGAGGCUCAAGGAACAACUCAUAGAAACGCUCGGCGACAAAGGCGUGCUGCUCUACCCGGUGUUCCCGGGCGCGGCGCACGCGCACGGCCGCGUGUUCGUGCGCGCGGCCGGCGUGCUGUACUCCAUGCUGUUCAACGUGCUCGGCUGCCCCGCCACCGCCGUGCCCGUCGGCACAGACGGCCACCUGCCCGUCGCUAUACAGGUCAUAGCCGCUCCAAAUCAAGACAGACUGUGCUUAGCCGUGGCCAAACAACUUGAAAUUGGUUUCGGCGGCUGGUGCCCGCCACAGUAAUCCAUCCCACUGCGAAGGUCGCCGCGAUGGACUAACCUAUGACGUCGGCAACCACAAUAUGAUGACAAUCUUCUCACCAUUCCUCGUGACCUAGUAUAAAUAUUGGGACGUGCUAACGGCCAAACGUAGGUUACUAUUAGGUCAGAGGCUUUCAAACUCUUCUAUGUACUUGGUGUAAUAAAAAUAUCUUGCAUUUAACUCUACUGUGGUGACUAAGACUAGGUUAAAAAUAAAUCGUUGACUGAUCUUUUAUCGAUCACAGGCAUCUUUUUUAUUAUAAUCUUACUGCUGCAUAGCCAGUGUAGACGUAGAAAGAAACAUAUUUUUGGUCCGAAAUGUACAUUAUUAUAUCAGCCAUACUUAACUAAUUUGAUCAGAUAAAAAUACUCUUUGGAAUGGAAAUUUAAAUAGAAAUUUUAAGAUUGUGUCCCCCUAUACAUACAAAACUUUUGGAUACGGUAAUAGGUUGAUCUAUUGUAUUUUCUAACAUUUUCAUACUAUUUUUUGUGAGACGGUAAUUUAGUUUGGGAACCGCUGUACUACUAUAAAUAUUACGUAUAAGUAACUCUUAAAUUAUAUCUGAGAAAGGAAAUCUGUCUAUCUGUAUGUUAGAUUAGCCUAAAAUUUUGAUGAAUUUUGGUGUAAGAAAGGUUGGAUUGGACUAAAGAAGGACAAACAUUGUCGCAAAAAAUUUAGUAGGGUGAAAUUUGAAAGGGGCAAAUAAAGUGUGAUAAGGAAUCCAUAAUUCGUAAAGAAAUGAAAAUUAAUAUCUAGGCUACUGAUAAAAAAUUAAGAGUGCUUCUGAAUAGUUUAGAUUUUAUAGCCAUUGAUCCCAAGACGCGGGAGAAAGAUUCAGAAAAUAUUGAAAUUCACACGAACGAAGAUCAGAAGUUCAUUCCAAAUAUUAUAUUACAGUAGGUUAAGUGUAUAUCAACAAACCACAUGUAUGGCGUGGUUGAUUUUCUACCGAGGAACGACUACUUAGUAUCGUAACUAGGCUAUUUUAGAGUUAAUAAAUGUUUUGUACGACUGUAUUUCAAUGGUCGCAUCAAUGAAAUUGGUGUCUUAUAAUAAUUGAUGUGUAAAUUAAUAAAUGUUGUUUUAUUUAUGAUGGUCAUCGGCGCACGCCAUUUAAUUUUUUAUUAUAAUUCGCUCAAAACAUCUUGCUAUUUAUUGUAAUAAAUAUUUCUAUUGGUUAAGGACAAUUUCUGUGAUUGAUGUUAUUUCAUUUAUUCAAAUAAAUGUAUACUUUAUAGUAAUAUAAUCGUUAAUCGUUAGCCGUGUGGUGACGGCAGAGUAGAAUACAUUUGUCACCAACCCCUACUCUUCCCGCGGGUGUCGUAAGAGGCGACUUAGGGACUACACAUCAAACAGAGAAUGGGCAGCAGCGCUCUCUGAAAAACAUCAAUCUUUUAAACUGCGAUCUCCAACCCGCCUGCCAAGCGUGGAGAUUAUGGCAAAACCCUCCACUAUAGUGGAGGAGGCUCAUAGUCCAGCAGUGGACUGUAAAGGGCUGUUGAUGAUGAUGAUGAUGAAUCGUUAAAGUGUGUUAGUUACCAUUUUAAACUUAAUGAUAGCUAAAAAUAAAUGUUAUAAAAAGUCAAGUUGAUAAAAUCUACUUACCUGAUUGUUUAAUUUCAAAUCACCUCACAAUAUGCUUUGUUAUGGAAUAUUUAGUGUAAACUGAUAAAUCAAAUCAUGUCCUCCUUCAAUUCAGUUUGCAGGUAGAUAUUUUUUAUAAACAUGCUGUUUAUUAUGUAAUUUUGUUGAAUGACACAAAUAAACGAUGUUGUACUAAUAAA